Molecule: messenger RNA, 381 nt
Organism: Capronia coronata CBS 617.96
Lineage: Eukaryota; Fungi; Ascomycota; Eurotiomycetes; Chaetothyriales; Herpotrichiellaceae
Product: histone H2A
Exons: 2
Coding region: 1-381 (126 amino acids)
Cellular component (GO): nucleosome
Molecular function (GO): structural constituent of chromatin; protein heterodimerization activity; DNA binding
Source: RefSeq, a predicted model, not a curated record
AUGCAAAGACAAGUACUAACUGGCGCAACCUACAGCCGAUCCUCCAAGGCGGGUCUCGCAUUCCCUGUCGGUCGUGUCCAUCGUCUCUUGAGAAAGGGCAACUACGCUCAGCGUGUCGGUGCUGGUGCCCCGGUCUACCUGGCGGCUGUCCUUGAAUACCUGGCGGCUGAAAUCCUCGAGUUGGCUGGCAACGCCGCUCGUGACAACAAGAAGACCCGUAUCAUCCCUCGUCAUCUCCAGCUUGCCAUCCGCAACGAUGAGGAAUUGAACAAGCUUCUCGGACACGUCACAAUCGCCCAGGGUGGUGUUCUACCCAACAUUCACCAGAACCUGCUGCCAAAGAAGACCGCGAAGGGCAAGAACCCCAGCCAAGAGCUAUAA